Penicillium nucicola is the source of this 6657-nucleotide messenger RNA. Its product is annotated as type I polyketide synthase. NCBI's taxonomy places the organism in Eukaryota, Fungi, Ascomycota, Eurotiomycetes, Eurotiales, Aspergillaceae. The record is from RefSeq and is a predicted model, not a curated record. The transcript has 4 exons. Gene Ontology annotation, molecular function: oxidoreductase activity; 3-oxoacyl-[acyl-carrier-protein] synthase activity; phosphopantetheine binding. Bases 1 to 6657 code for a protein of 2218 amino acids. Gene Ontology annotation, biological process: secondary metabolite biosynthetic process; fatty acid biosynthetic process.
AUGUCGCCAGCAUUGGAUACUACAGCAGGCUCCAAUGGGUCACAAUCUCCAGUUGAAUCCCCAGUCCUGGAGCCCAUUGCGAUUAUUGGAUACUCCUGCCGACUUCCUGGUCAGGUCUCUUCCCCAAGUGAGCUGUGGGAACUAUGCACACGAGGCCGCAGUGGCUGGUGCCCCAUCCCCAACGACCGGUGGUCCCCAGAAGCCUAUCACCACCCAAACCCCUCGAAGCCAGGUACCUCCAACCAAAAGGGUGGCUACUUCGUUGAUGACGUUACACGAUUUGAUGCUCCUUUCUUCAAUGUCAGUGCCCAGGAGGCCGUCGCCAUGGAUCCACAACAGCGCUUCUUGCUAGAAUGUUCAUAUGAAGCAAUGGAGAGCGCUGGUAUUCCCAGAGAAUUCAUGGCCGGACGAAGUGUCGGUGUUUUUAUGGGAGGAAACUUUGCCGACUACGAAGCUAAUAACACGCGCGAUACUGAAACGACUCCCAUGUUUCAAGCCACUGGAUGUGCGCCUGGUUUGAAGUCAAACCGAAUUUCAUACAUGUUCGACCUUCGGGGCCCCAGUUUCACCGUUGACACGGCCUGUUCAUCUUCUCUUGUUGCCUUGCACUCUGCUGUGCAGAGUCUGAGGAACGGAGAAUCUACCGAGGCCCUCGUCGGUGGUUGUCAUUUACUUUUGAACCCUGAAAACUCCAUUACUAUGUCUAUGCAACAGCUUCUCAGUGAGGAAGGACGAACAUAUGCUUUUGAAGAGAGAGGAAAGUCCGGAUUUGCCCGUGGUGAGGGUGCCGGUGUCAUUAUGGUCAAGACUCUCUCUGCUGCCAUUCGUGAUCGCGACCCCAUUCGUGCUGUGAUCAGUCAUUCCGGUCUCAACCAAGACGGAAGAACCAAGGGAAUUACUCUUCCCAACGGCCAGGCCCAAGAGGAUCUGAUUCGCCGAGUUUACCAGGAAGCUGGCUUGAACCCAAGCGACUGUGGUUACGUCGAAGCGCACGGCACAGGUACCGCGGCCGGAGACCCCAUCGAAGCAACUGCUAUUCACGCAGCACUUGGAGAGGGCAGGAACGCAAGAAACCCACUCUAUAUCGGAUCAGUCAAGACCAAUGUUGGCCAUUUGGAAGGUGCUAGUGGUAUUGUUGCUGUUAUCAAGUCGGCUAUGAUGCUUGACAGUGGACUUCUGCUCCCUAAUGCCGAAUACAAAAAGCCCAACCCCAAGAUCCCAUUCGCGCAAUGGAACAUGAAGGUUGUGAACUCGACACGCCCCUGGCCCCGUGGCAAGAAAUAUAUCAGUAUUUCCAACUAUGGCUUCGGUGGUACCAACGCACAUGUUGUCUUGCAAAAGGCCCCUUCACAGCCGACGCCAGAAGAGACUGUCAAGGAAAAAGACGGAAAGCGCCGUCUUAUCGUGAUCUCAGCAAAUGACCGAGAAGCUCUUCGCCAGAGAAGCCGGGACUACGGUAUCUACUUUGAACAGCGUCCUGAGGUGUUCGAAAACACUCUGUUCAGCAACUUUGCCUACACAGUUGGAAGCAAGUUGUCUAAUCUCCCCUUCCGAGUUGCCCUCUCCGCUACAUCCCUCAACGAUGCUGGUAUUCAGCUUGCGCAGAUGAAGAUCAACCCCGCUCGUGUGGUCGGAGGUGACGGUCCCUCGGUUGCAUUUGUCUUCACUGGACAGGGAGCCCAGUGGGCUCAGAUGGGUAUGCCUCUGAUGAAUGAAUACCCUGUCUUUGCCUCUGCUGUCGAGCGCGCCGACAGGUGCCUGUCUCAGGACUUGGGUGCCGACUUCUCCCUUCUCGAGGAGUUGCAGAAAGAUGUGGAAUCCUCCAGGAUUAACACUCCUUACCUGAGUCAACCGGCCUGCACCGCUCUGCAGGUUGCUCUGGUGGACCUACUUCGCUCAUGGGGUAUCCGUCCCAGUUCAGUUGUUGGUCACAGUUCCGGUGAAAUUGGCGCGGCAUACGCUGCAGGCAUUUUCGACCUGGAGGGAGCCAUGACCCUGGCGUACCGCCGCGGUCAAAUGACUGAGUUGCUGAAGAGCAGCUUCCCUGACCUAAAGGGUACCAUGAUGGCGGUUGGCUCUAGUGUGGAAGAUAUCAAGCCUAUGCUCAAGACCCUCUCCGCUGGAUACGCCACUGUGGCCUGUGUCAACAGUCCUUCCAGUGUCACCAUCUCUGGUGAUGUCCCUGCCAUUGAAGAGCUGCAGGUGAUCCUUGAAGACAAGAAGAUUUUCAACCGCAGGCUCAUGAUCGAUGUGGCUUACCACUCCGACCACAUGAAGAACGUCAGUGAGGCAUACUUGAAGGCCAUCGAGUCAGUCCAGCCGUCAGACACUGCCACCGCUACCUUCUACUCCUCUGUGACUGGUGAAAUUAGUCGGGCAACCGAUCUUGGCCCCAGCUACUGGGUCCAGAACUUGACUUCAUCUGUGCUCUUCGCCAAUGCCCUCGCCAAGAUGUGCGGUGGAGAGAAAAAGCCCAACCUCCUCGUUGAAGUUGGACCCCAUUCUGCUCUGAAGGGUCCCAUCCUCGACACCCUGAAGACCCUUGGAACAUCUGUUGCUUCCAAGAUCGGUUAUGCUCCUACAGUUAUGCGUAAGGCCGAUCCCGCUCAGUGUGUUCAAGACGCUGCCGGUGCGGUUUACGUUCGUGGUGGAAUACUGAACAUUAACGAGAUCAACUUCCCUCUCUCCGGCACUGCUUCGUGUACAUUCCUUCGUGAUCUGCCCCGGUACCCCUGGCAGCACGAGACUGAGUUCUGGCACAAGACUCGUAUCACCGAGAAGCACAAGUUCCGUGAUGGAGUCCGAAACGAUGUUCUGGGCGCUGAGGCAUUCUACUCCAAUGACUUGGAGCCGACGUGGAGAAACAUCGUUCGUCUGGACGAUAUCCCUUGGCUUCGUGACCACAAAAUGCAGGGUAUGAGUGUUUACCCCAUUGCUGGUUAUCUGGCCAUGGCAAUUGAGGCCGCUCGCAGACGCUCUGAGAAGUACGGCACUGUUGCCGCCAACUCACAGUUCGAAUUCCGCGAAGUGAGCGUUGGUGCUGCGCUUGUUUUGACAGAGGACACAGAUGCUGAGACUACCAUCACCCUCAAGCCUUACACUGAGGGAACCCGUGGUAACUCUGAUGCCUGGGACGAAUUCCGUAUCUGCUCUUGGAACGACAAGCGUAGUUGGACCGAGCACUGCACUGGUCUGGUCCGCACCCGCCCCAACAAGAAGAACCAGAAGCAGAACUCUGUUGUCAACUCUGUCGAGUUUGAGGAGAAGGUCUUCAGGAAGCGAAUCACCGAGGUCAAGGGUGCCGCUACUUACAAGAUUGACAUCGACAAUCUUUACAAGGUACUUGCAGAGGUCGGCGCUGGUUAUGGAACGCCCUUCCAAGGUCUUGAGAACUGCUUCUCCGACCCUCACCACUCGCGUGCCGACCUGUACGUUCGAGACACCAAGUCCAUGAUGCCCAAGGAAUACGAAGCUCCCUUGACCAUUCACCCCACCUUCUUGGAUGCUUUGCUGCACCUCACAUGGCCUAUUCUUGGAAAGGGUCGUAUGGAGCUCGAAACUCUCUACAUGCCGACUAUGAUCAAGAGCCUUGUCAUUAAUGGAAACCUUUCUGCUACUCCGGGUGAUCACUACCGUGCUUGGUGUAUUGGAGGUUCUGACUUGGUCAAGCCCGAGCCCACCAAAUUCGACUUGUGGGUGACCCCCACCAACUCUAGUGAGGUCUUGAUCAACCUAGAGGGUCUCACCAUGACUCCCAUCAACGACGCUGGAAGUGGUGACAAUGCUACCCGCGAUCUUUGCUACAAGCUUGAGUGGCAAUCGCUGGCUGAUAUCGAGAAGGCUGCCGCCGAGGAAGCUGAAGCCAAGGAAACCAAUGGCCAUGCUAAUGGUGAUACCAAUGGACACACCAAUGGGCAUACCAACGGCCACGCCAACGGCCAUGCAAAUGGCGUCAAUGGACACCACGAAGAGUCCAAGGAUGAGCUUCUGAUUGCUCAAUUUGGCAAGUCUGAAGUUGCUGCCGAGCGCCUAAACGAGGCUAUCUCCAGAGAGGCCAUUCGCUGGUCGACCACUAUCUCUUCCCUGAGUGAUAUCAACACCGACCAGAAGCGCGAGCAUGUUAUCAUCCUGCACACUGCGGCCAAAACCUUGCGUGACCUGACAGAGUCAGACUUUGCCAACAUCCAGAAGACUCUUCUCAACUGCAGCAACGUCAUCUGGGUCUACCGCAAUGACACCCCUGAUUCUCAGAUGAUUGUCGGUCUCACUCGCAGUUUGCGCUCUGAGACUAUGGCCAAGGUUGCCACUCUUGGACUCAGUGCCGAGGACCUGAAGAAGCCCGCUGGCCCUGUUCUGGCUGCCAUGAAGGCCUUGUGGCCCGCUGACGAAUCUAUCAAGCCCUGCAAGGACUUUGAGUUCAAGACCGAGAAUGGCGAGCUCCUUGUUCCCCGUAUCACCAAUGAUACUGCUCUCAACGCAUACGUGCAAAAUGAGACCAGUACUGAGCCCAUGCUCUCGUCCCAGCCUUUCGCUCAGCCCGGUCGUCGUUUCCACCUUGAGAUUGGCAGCUACGGUGCUCUUGACACUCUCUACUUUGCCGAUGACGAAGUUGUGCCGCUGGCUGACGACGAAAUUGAGAUCGAAGUCAAGGCUACCGGUCUCAACUUCAAGGACAUUGUUGUCACUAUGGGACAACUUGCUCAACCUUACAUCGGUAUCGAGUGCAGUGGUGUGGUCUCUUCCAUCGGUAAGAAGGUCACCAACCUGAAGGUUGGCGAACGAGUAAUGGCUUUGCCCCUCGGUGGUUAUUCCACUUUCGCUCGCUGCAAGGGAACCAGUGCGACCGCUAUUCCCGACAACAUCUCGCUCGAGGUUGCUGCUACCGUACCUGUUGUCUUCUGUACUGCGUACUAUGCCCUGUAUGAGCUUGGUCGCCUGAAGAACAACUCAGGCGAGAAGAUUUUGAUCCACGCUGCCGCUGGUGGUGUCGGCCAGGCCGCGAUCAUGCUUGCACAGAUGGCCGAGGCCGAUAUUUACGUGACCGUUGGAAGCGCCGAGAAGAAGGAGUUCCUAAUCACGCAGUACGGUCUCCGCGAGGAUCACAUCUUCUACAGUCGUGAUGCCUCCUUCGGUCGCAGCAUCCGUGAGGUUACUGGUGGUGUUGAUAUUGUUCUAAACUCUCUCGCGGGUGAUCUGCUCCGUGAGACUUGGGAAUGCCUUGCGCCAUUUGGACGCUUCAUUGAGAUCGGUAAGGCGGACAUUACCAAGAACACCCGUCUGGACAUGCAUCCUUUCGAGUACAAUGUCUCCUUCCACUCUGUCGAUUUGACCAAGAUCGCUGCAUACAAGCCCUGGUUGAUGAAGCAGCUCUUGGAUAAUGUUUCCUCCCUGAUGGCUCACGGCUUCAUCCACUCCAUCUUCCCUCUCUCUUCAUACCCCAUUUCCGAAGUCGAGAAGGCUUUCCGUGCUCUGCAGACCGGAAAGUCGAUGGGUAAGAUCGUGGUCAUCCCACAAGAAGGCGACAUGGUCAAUGCAGUCGUCGCUAAGACCGGCUCCAACAUCCUUAAGGCCGACGCCACCUACAUUCUCAUCGGAGGUACGGGUGGCCUGGGCCGAAGCAUGGCCAAGUGGAUGUCACAGAAAGGUGCCCGCAACAUUGUCCUCGUAUCACGAAGUGCUGCAGUGAACGCCCCAGUGCAAGCUCUGAUGGAUGAAUUGGCUCCUAGCGGCACCAACAUCACCGUUAAGGCCUGCGACGUCAGCACUCGCAAGUCUGUCGAUGCUAUGUUGAAGGACAUCGCGGACAUGCCACCAAUCCGUGGUGUCGUCCACGGUGCAAUGGUUCUUCGGGAUAUGCUCUUCGAGAACAUGGACCUCGAAGACUUCGAAGCCGUUACCGCUAGCAAGGUCGACGGUGCUUGGAACCUCCACGAUGCCCUGACCAAGUCUCCUCUUGACUUCUUCGUCGCCCUUUCCUCGGUCUCGGGUGUUGUCGGUAACCGAGGACAAGCCGCCUACGCCGCCGCCAACGUCUUCCUGGACGGCUUCAUGGAGUGGCGUCGCAGCCAGGGUCUCCCUGGUACAACCAUUGAUCUUACUGCCGUGCGCGAUGUCGGUUAUCUCGCCGAGGUCGACACCAAGCGCCAGCAGGAGGUUCUGAAGAACAUCGGUACAGACGGAAUGACCGAAUCAGAAGUGCUGGCGCUUCUGGCUGCGGCCAUCACCGGCGAUCUGGCCAACUCAUGUGGCGGUCAAGCAAUUACCGGCUUGGAAUCCAACACCCACGACCACUUCUGGGAGCAGGACGCCAAGUUCAGCCUUCUGGCCACAGCCAACAAGAACCAGGCAGGCGGUGACUCAAAUGAGGUUGCUCUGCCACUCCACGUGCAGUUCGCCAAAUCCGAAUCUAAGGAGGAGAAAUUGCAGGUUUGCUACACGGCUUUGGCUGCUAAGCUCGCCCAGGUUCUUGUGCUUUCCCUUGAGGAUAUCGAGCCUACUAUCUCGGUCUCCUCACUCGGUUUGGACUCUUUGGUUGCUAUUGAGAUCCGUAACUGGAUUGCCCGUGAGGCAAAUGCCAACGUGCAGGUGUUGGAGCUCCUGUCGACUGGUUCGCUGAUGGCACUUGCUGAUGUCAUCGUAACCAAGUCGCAAAAAUAA